Messenger RNA from Drosophila innubila, 5711 nucleotides. Its product is annotated as ankyrin-3. Gene Ontology annotation, biological process: signal transduction. NCBI's taxonomy places the organism in Eukaryota, Metazoa, Arthropoda, Insecta, Diptera, Drosophilidae. The coding region runs from base 43 to 5178 and encodes 1711 amino acids. The transcript has 12 exons. The record is from RefSeq and is a predicted model, not a curated record. Gene Ontology annotation, molecular function: protein binding.
AUUCAUUCAUUCGUAAAGUCGUAAGGAAUCAAUUUGAAAACAAUGACACUUGGUGAGACCCAAACCGAGGAAGGGAUACAACAGAUACAGAAACAAUCAAAAAGCCAGGGACGCGAAAAAACAGCAGAAAGAAUGCUGAAAAAGCAAACGAACCCCGAUCACAACAGCGAAUCUAUGGACAACGGAAAUGUGGAUAAAACAGCCUAUACAAAUGCAAAGCAUCAAAAACAGAGUGAUGAAACAAUAUCAUUUCUUCGAGCUGCCCGCAGUGGGGACCUUGCAAAAGUUCUUGAAUUCAUAAAUGGUGGACUUAUCUCGGAUAUUAAUACUUGUAAUGCGAACGGACUGAACGCCUUACAUCUGGCGGCAAAGGAUGGCUUUGUCGAUAUUUGCAAUGAACUGUUGAAGCGGGGCAUAAACGUGAACAAUGCAACCAAGAAAGGUAACACAGCUCUGCAUAUUGCAUCGUUGGCGGGUCAGCAACAGGUGAUAAAGCAGCUCAUCCAGUACAAUGCGAAUGUGAAUGUGCAAUCGUUGAACGGCUUUACGCCACUAUAUAUGGCCGCACAGGAGAAUCAUGAUGGCUGUUGUCGUCUUUUACUGAGCAAAGGAGCAAAUCCUUCGCUGGCCACCGAGGACGGAUUCACACCAUUGGCCGUGGCAAUGCAACAGGGACACGAAAAGGUCGUCGCUGUGCUCCUUGAGAGCGAUGUGCGGGGCAAGGUGCGAUUGCCGGCGUUGCACAUUGCGGCCAAAAAGAAUGACAUAAGUGCGGCAACAAUGCUGUUGCAACACGAUCCCAAUGCUGAUAUCGUAUCCAAGUCGGGCUUCACACCACUGCAUAUUGCGGCGCAUUAUGGUAACGUUAAUAUAGCCAGCUUAUUGCUGGAACGUGGUGCCGAUGUCAACUAUACGGCCAAGCAUAAUAUCACUCCACUGCAUGUGGCCUGCAAAUGGGGCAAGUCAUCGGUUUGUCGGCUUUUACUCUCGCAAAAGGCGCGCAUUGAUACAACCACUCGGGAUGGUCUAACUCCGCUUCAUUGCGCUGCCCGAUCCGGUCAUGUUGAAGUCAUUGAGCUGCUGCUAAGUCUCAAAGCGCCGAUACUAUCGAAAACAAAGAACGGACUGUCCGCACUCCAUAUGUCGGCGCAGGGUGAGCACGAUGAGGCAGCACGGCUUUUACUCGACCAUAAGGCACCCGUGGACGAGGUCACUGUGGACUACUUGACGGCUCUCCAUGUGGCCGCCCACUGUGGCCAUGUGCGUGUGGCUAAGCUAUUGCUCGACUACGGAGCAGAUCCAAACUCACGCGCCCUCAAUGGUUUCACCCCAUUGCACAUUGCCUGCAAAAAGAAUCGUCUCAAGGUUGCCGAAUUGCUGCUUAAGCAUGGCGCCAGCAUUGGUGCUACCACUGAAUCCGGCCUCACGCCGCUGCAUGUGGCCAGCUUUAUGGGAUGUAUGAACAUUGUCAUUUACUUGCUGCAACAUGAAGCCAGCCCAGAUAUGCCCACUGUGCGUGGCGAGACGCCUCUUCAUUUGGCUGCGCGUGCUAAUCAGACUGAUAUCAUUCGAAUAUUGCUGCGGAAUGGAGCUGAGGUGGAUGCGAUUGCUCGUGAGGGACAGACACCGCUGCAUGUGGCCUCUCGUCUGGGCAACAUUGAUAUCAUCAUGUUGAUGAUACAGCAUGGUGCCCAGGUGAAUGCCUGCACCAAGGACAUGUAUACAGCCCUACACAUUGCGGUUAAGGAGGGCCAAGAAGAAGUCUGUCAAAUGCUGAUCGAGAACGGUGCACAGGUGGAUGCGGUUACCAAGAAGGGCUUUACGCCUCUACACUUGGCCAGCAAAUAUGGCAAAGCAAAGGUGGCACAGCUUUUGCUGGAAAAAGGUGCGGCCAUUGAUUGCCAAGGCAAAAACGAAGUGACCCCAUUGCAUGUGGCCACACAUUACGAUCACCAGGAGGUGGUACUCCUGCUGCUGGAACGUGGCGCUUCCCCGCAAAUCAGCGCUCGCAAUGGACACAGUGCUCUGCACAUUGCAGCCAAGAAGAACAGCUUGGAAAUUGUCCAGCAGCUACUGCAACACGGUGCGGACGUGGGUGGCCGUAGUAAGUCGGGCUUUACGCCGAUCCAUCUGGCUGCGCAGGAGGGACACGUGGAUAUGGUACAACUGCUAGUUGACCAUGAAGCGAAUGCCAAUAUUGCAGCCAAAAAUGGCCUGACACCAUUGCAUUUGGCUGCUCAGGAGGGACAUGUUCCUGUCUCACAAAUUUUACUCGACUACGGCGCUAACAUUUCGGAGCGCACCAAAGCUGGUUAUACACCACUUCAUAUUGCCGCACACCACAAUCAAAUCAAUGAAAUUAAAUUUCUACUUGAGAAUGAUGCCAACAUUGAGAUGACCACUAACGUCGGCUAUACACCUCUCCACCAAGCAGCCCAGCAGGGUCAUAUAAUGGUCAUCAAUCUACUUCUGCGACACAAGGCCAAUCCCAAUGCAGUUACAAAUAAUGGUCAAACGGCCUUAAAUAUUGCUCAUAAUCUUGGCUACGUAACGGCCGUGGAGACUCUUAAGGUCGUGACAGAAACAUCUGUAAUUGACACAUCGACUGGAGUGUUAGAGGAAAAGUACAAGGUAGUAGCUCCAGAAUUUAUGCACGAAACAUUGCUAUCCGAUUCGGAGGACGAAGGCGGCGACGAACUAUUAGAUCAUAAUCAAUACAAAUAUAUGGCGACUGAUGAAUUGAAAACCACAAAUGAGCAUGAUAAUACAAAUUUUGACACUACAAAUCCCGAACAAGAACAAUUAGAUGGAUUUGUUGGAAAUAAUAUGGAAAAAGAAAUAAUUAAGAUAAACGAUUCCAAUUUAUAUGCAUCUACGAUGGAAAGGAAGUCAGAUAAUGUAGUCAUCAUCAGACCCCCUGUUCAUUUGGGAUUCCUGGUUUCGUUUCUGGUAGACGCACGCGGCGGUUCAAUGCGUGGUUGUAGACAUAGUGGUGUUCGCAUUAUUGUGCCGCCAAAGGCUUGUGCAGAACCGACGCGUAUAACUUGUCGCUAUGUAAAGCCACAAAGGGUUGCCAAUCCUCCGCCCUUGAUGGAGGGUGAGGCGCUAGUGAGUCGCAUAUUGGAAAUGUCACCAGUCGACAGCAAGUUUCUGAGCCCCAUUGUAUUGGAAGUACCACAUUUUGGAUCGCUGCGCGAGAAAGAACGUGAGAUUAUCAUAUUACGAUCGGAUAAUGGAGAGAGCUGGCGCGAGCAUAGCAUGUAUGACAAUGAGGAGCAUCUGUUGGAGGCACUGAACGAGACAAUUGAAUCGGAUGUGAAUCCCUUAGAGGAUUUACACACAAGCCGAAUAAUUCGCAUUGUGACACAGAAUGUGCCGCAUUUCUUUGCUGUUGUAUCGCGUAUUCGUCAGGAGGUACAUGCGAUCGGUCCUGACGGCGGAACCGUCUCCUCAACGGCCGUUCCUCAGGUUCAAGCAAUAUUUCCAUCUCAUGCAUUGACUAAGAAAAUUCGAGUCGGUCUUCAGGCACAGCCAGUGGACUUAAUUGGUUGUUCGAAGCUACUUGGACAGGGCGUUGCCGUAUCUCCGGUGGUAACCGUUGAGCCACGUCGCCGCAAAUUCCACAAGGCGAUCACAUUGAGCAUUCCGGCGCCAAAAACAUGCAAUCAGGGUAUGGUUAAUUCCAUUCCCUAUGGCGGCGGCACAAAUGCGAAUGCUCCCACCUUGAGAUUGUUGUGCUCAAUAACCGGCGGUCAGAAUCGUGCUGUUUGGGAGGAUGUGACUGGAUCAACUCCAUUGGCAUUUGUGAAGAACAGCGUUAGCUUUACCACAACGGUAUCGGCAAGAUUUUGGUUGAUGGACUGUCGCAAUGUUGCCGACGCUGGACGUAUGGCAACCGAGCUAUAUACAUAUAUGGCUCAGGUGCCAUUUGUGGUCAAGUUUGUAGUGUUCGCAAAGCGAAUAUCCGCAACAGAGGCAAAGCUAUCCGUGUUCUGUAUGACGGACGACAAGGAGGAUAAGACGUUGGAGCAACAGGAGUACUUCACUGAGGUGGCCAAGAGUCGCGAUGUUGAGAUAUUACAGGAUCAAAACAUUUAUCUCGAAUUUGCCGGUAAUCUUGUACCCAUCUUAAAAUCGGGAGAGCAACUCAAUACUAAGUUUCAAGCAUUUCGUGAGAAUCGCCUGUCAUUUGUAGUGCAUAUUAAGGAUCAAGAGCAACCAAAAGGUCGCGUCUGUUUUAUGAGCGAACCGAAAGUGGGUCCCGGUGAAGCCCCAAUACAGCCAAUUUGUGCCCUUAAUGUAUCCCUGAAUCCAGAUAUUAAUGAGCAAGUCCAUGAAUACAAUGGGAAUGGUAGUUCAAAUGUUAUGGAUUAUGUUAAAGGUCUUAGUAACGGACUUAACAUAGAUCAAGGACUCACAUACAAAGAUUUAAUAAAUGCCGAGAUCCAAGCAAGUGCUAAAUCUAUAACAGAUCAUGUACAAUCGAAAGAAAAUGCAAAUGUUAUAGAAGAUACAAUUCAAUGCGCUGAUAUUCGAUUAUCUGAUAUAUCCAAUUUGCUGGGAAGUGACUGGCCGCAGUUGGCUAAAGAAUUGGGCGUUCCCGAGACCGAUAUCGACCUAGUCAAAGCCGAGUACGCUGACCAGGAUGUGUCACAGCAAAGUUUGAUCAUUCUGCGCCUAUGGCUGACCCAACAGGGCUCCCAGGCCACUGGUAAUGCCAUGUCGCAGGCCCUAAAUAAAAUCGGACGUGAUGAUAUUGUGGAGCAGUGCAUGUUUAACCUGCAACCUGUUACAGAUCAAUUGGAACGUGGCCUCGCCCAAGCCCGAAUGCAAUUGCCUCAAAUGUCUACGAGUCAAACUGAAAUUCACCAGCUCUCGGAUGGUCUUAAUGAAACCUUGAACAUUGACAUGCUUAGUCAGGACGUUAGUCAGGACCUAGAGGAAGAAAUCGUUCGCAAAGAAUGCGAAUUCAACGAACAUCAAUCGAAUAAUGCUACACCAGUGUCAAUCGAAUCCAAUAGUAUCAUUCAAGAAACUAUACCAGGUUUACCAGGAGUGGGACAACAUAAAGAUGACAAUUUCAUUGAAUGCUUGACUUCAAACGAACUCAAAAAUAUGAACGUAUCAACAGAUAAAUCACAUAUCAAAUCAGAAAAGUCUUUUGCGUCAAAUAUGUAAAGUAAUAUGUGAAGAAACACAAAAGAUUCAUCUUCGGAUAGUGGUUCAGUGUGUCUCCAAACCAUCUUAUUUAUUUAUUUAUAUAUACCAUACAUAUAUGUAUUACAGACGGAGAAUGCACAGAUUUUUUUUUGUUGUUUGCAACUACAGAAAGAGUGCAUGAAAAGUAAGGGGGAAAAUCAAUCGAGAAAUUGUAAUUGUUCAAUUGUUAUAGUCAUGGCAUCAAUAUCAAUUUAGCGAUAUAUAUCAUUAAUAAAAUGAUGAAAUAAAAUGAAUUUCGAGAUUCCUUUGUCUCCCAUAAUAACGUAAUGCUAACAAAAUAAUUGUAGUCUUGCAAUAUUUUUCAAAAUACAUGUUUAAGUUAUCAAUUGGGUGUUUAUAUAACAAAAACAAACACUGAAAUAUGUAUGAAUCACUCAGUAAUUGAUUUGACAGUGAGGCAGCUUAUUAUUGUGCCCACUUGAAUUCAGCUGAGUAUAAAAAACAUAAUAUUGUAUUUUCAAAAUAAAUUGUUGAAUUAUCAUGUGUAAAAA